Mycetomoellerius zeteki is the source of this 1881-nucleotide messenger RNA. Its product is annotated as filamin-A-interacting protein 1. The transcript has 4 exons. Lineage: Eukaryota; Metazoa; Arthropoda; Insecta; Hymenoptera; Formicidae. Bases 197 to 1765 code for a protein of 522 amino acids. The record is from RefSeq and is a predicted model, not a curated record.
AAUCAAAAUGGUGGCGCGCUGCGAAGGUGUUAAUUAGAUUAAUUGUUGCUAGUUUUGAGCAAUUUAAGUUGCUGACAUCGCCGAAUGAUAACGCAGUUUGCGAAAAGAUAUCUGCGACUAAUUAAAGAUGACAAAAUCGCAAAUGAGGUGAUCAUCUUUCGUUGACUACACAUCAAUCUGCUAUCAAGUUGAUACAAUGGACAAUCUGUCAGACUCAUAUCGGGGAGAGCUGGAUUCCGUGACCUCUACAGACUCUCUCCAAUUGAUCACCGACGAGUUCCAUCUGCGACACCUGUCUACACCUGAUGUCUCUAACAUUGAACUGUCUAAGCGCGUAGCUCUGUUGGAAAUAGAGAACGAGCGAUUGCGUGUCGACUUGGAAAACGUACGAAUUGAUUUAAAUGCUCGGAUCGCCGCAAAUCAGGGUCUCAAGGGCAAGGUAACUGAGCUAUUUGUGGAGAUGCAAACGGUGCUACAGGAUAAACAAAAGUUACAAAAUGUAUUGACUGAUACCAAUAAUCGUCUGUCUGCCGCGGAAACUUCCGCGAAAUGGUACCAGUCGCAAAUGCAUAUCCUGAUGGCCAGCAAGAAGUGUUUACAGGUGGAGAUAGACACGUAUCAGAAUAUACUGAAACAACGACAGCACGCGAUAGAGAAUAUAAAUGUUAGUUACAAUAAACUGAGUACUGAAUACAUGGAACUUACGCAGCAAUAUCAGAGGGAAAAGCAAGAAAUGCAAAAUACGAUGAAGGAUUUGCAAUCACAUAUUCGAGCUAUCAACACCGUGCAAGAUGCAUUAGAUGGAAACUCGACAGGUAGUCCGACAGAUACGUCCAUGUUGUUGGAAGCGACCGAAGACGAAUUGCGAAACACUAAAGCUGAAAUGAAAAUUCUGGAGCAACGAUUGUUGAGCAACGAGAUGGCCAAAAUGUCGAUGGAGAAUACACUGAGCAAGCAGCGUAUCCUGAUUUCGUCCAUGGAAGAGAACAUGCAAGAGUCCGAAAUGGAGAAGAACGAGACUGCCGACCUGUUACGGAAAACGCAAUUUGAGAUACAAAAAUUGAGAUCCGAAAAUGAGACGUUACAGACUUCGUUAUUAGCAUCCAAACGAGAGCAAAGUCAAGUGGAGGAUGCAAUAUCUUAUCUGAGACUGCAGCUGACCAAAAUGAUAGCGCAAUAUAAAUUGUUGAAAUCCAAGAAUGCGGAAUCCGAAGAGAAAUUGAAUACCAUGCAGGAUCUCGUGAACGAGAAUAAACGCUUGAAGACUUUAUCAUACAAAGCGAAUAGUGCUCUGCUUAAAAAACUCAGAGAAGAGAAGAUUAAGAUGAAGAAUUUGGAGCGCAAAUUUUACUACAAGCAGACGAACAAUCAACUUGGCGAUGUGAAAAACAAAACAGAACGUUCUUUGCAAGAAUAUCUGAAACAAGUUCUGUCGAGAAACAAGGAUUUACAAGAUCAAUUAAAAUCGAUAACUAGAAUAGCUGAUGAAAGUAUUGAUGAAGGAUAUGGUGACAGCAAUAGCAUUAAUAAUUCCUCGAACUCGCUGGACAUCCCAUCGCCGUCUCUUAUAAAUUCAGUAUUAUUGAACAACGCUGUCAACGUUCUUACGCGAAGUAAAGACUUUGGUUCGCCAAUGCAAGAAGAGCUAAACGCACUUCGAUCGAAGAUGGAGACAGUUCAAAAUCAAUGCAACAUAUUGAAUCAACAAAAAGAUCAUUCCAGUGUCAAUGAUAUGACUUCUGUUCCAGAAGAUUCUAUAAUUUGAGGCUUAUUUCUUGUUCGUAAAUAUGCGAAUAGAAUACAGUCCUAGUAAUUACACAUUCAUUUUACACGAUAUAUUUAUAUAUAUCGUAUUUAAUUGAAUUUAAUUUUAGAAUUAUA